Molecule: messenger RNA, 1833 nt
Organism: Silurus meridionalis
Lineage: Eukaryota; Metazoa; Chordata; Actinopteri; Siluriformes; Siluridae
Product: C5a anaphylatoxin chemotactic receptor 1
Exons: 2
Coding region: 196-1230 (344 amino acids)
Biological process (GO): phospholipase C-activating G protein-coupled receptor signaling pathway; complement receptor mediated signaling pathway; positive regulation of cytosolic calcium ion concentration
Cellular component (GO): plasma membrane
Molecular function (GO): G protein-coupled receptor activity; complement component C5a receptor activity
Source: RefSeq, a predicted model, not a curated record
CUACCGAUUUCGACGAUGAUAGUAGAGAACGCACUCCCUCCCCCUUGUUUCAGACAUCAGCUCUUGCUUCUUCUUCUUUUUCUCUCCUACAACUAACCUUACAAUUAUUCAUUGUGGAGUAUUCUCUCCUACCUCUGGCUCAUGUAACAUCAUUAUCUACAGGCAGACUGCUGCAAUUACAGAAAUCCAGUGAACAUGGCAUUGCAAGUGCUGCAGAUGGUGGUGACCAUGCUGAUCUUUCUGGUGGGUGUAACCCUGAACGGCCUAGUCGUUUGGGUGUUGGGCUUCCGUGGGAGGAAAAAGAGUGGCUCCAUCGGAGGUGAAACCCAGGGUGCUGGAAGCUUCCGGAUCUAUGUUGUGAACCUGGCUCUGGCUGACCUGAUGCUAAUUUUGCGCACACCGGUCAUGUUAGGCUAUCUAGCAAACAACUUUGCCUGGCCAUUUGGAAAGCCAGUGUGCCAGCUGGUAAUGGUCCUGCGCUGCCUAGGAUUAUACGUUGGAGCCUUUUUGCUGAGUGCCAUUGCACUGGAACGAUGCUUGUGCAUAUUACGGCCUGUCUGGGCUCGAAUGAGGCGCCCACGCUGGGUGGUUCCACUUGUCUGCACCCUGCUGUGGGCAUUGGCUUCAGCCCUUUCCGUGCCCUACAUCACAGCUGCUGGACUUAUAAACGAUAAAAAUAAUCGUACCCAAUGUUUAGAAAAUGUUAAUGGAACUGGAAAAACGAUGUUGCUUGUGUUGGAGUCAGUGGCAGGAUUCAUGCUUCCGUUGCUAAUUUUCUUAUCCUGCAACGUGGCUGUAAUUGUUACUGCUAGGAGGGCCGAGAGUGGCGCGCCAGGGUUCAGUGCGACUGCCUCAACACCAACCUCCCCAACUGGAUCUAUUUACACAUCACAAAGGAUGACCCGCCUCUACCGAAUCCUGUUCCUCACUAUGCUCCUGUUUCUCACUUGUUGGGUGCCAUACUUCACCUGCCGUUUCCUCAAUGCCCUGGCUGCUAAUCGGGCUGAUUGGAAUAACCUUAAAAUAGGCGCACAAAAGGGCAUAUACGUGUCACUGUUCCUGGUGUACCUUAAGAGUGCACUCAACCCGAUUUUGUACGUGUUCGCCGCUCGCGGCCUGAGGCGCUCUCUGCGAACCUCGUUGCUCUCGACAAUUGUGCGAGUCUUCAACGAGGAUAUGUCCGAAUCACUGCGCAGGAAGUCCCUGCGAAGAAAAGACUCACAGAUUUGAGUACAAAGUCUGUGGAUAACUGUGGAGAUUGCAAAAUUUGUUUGCGCUCUUGAGAAAGCGGUGGACAAAAUAAAGAGAAGUGAAAUGUGAAGUGAAAAGAGUUGCUGACAAAAAGUCCAUCGGAGGGUGUAAAAGACAGGACAUGAAUCUCAAAAAUGGACUCGCUGUAAUUUUUUUUAAUGUAGAGAGAACGGGUGAACUUUUAGAAUCGAUGGAGUACAUUUCACUCUAAUUGCACUUUUAUUAUAGAAAAGACAAACUGUAAAAAAAAUCAUUCAUACCUUUUUCUUGCUCAACAUUUUUCAGUGACAUUGUCACAGUAAUAAGGAAUCCCAGCUGAGAUAUUGGAGAUAUCAGGAAUAGUAGCUGAUCGAGGACAGUUAUAACAGCCUAGAUAUGAAACUCUGGAAUCUUUGUUUCUGCAUGGUGCACAGAUGAGCCGAUCCAGAAAGACUGAAGGAUUAAAAUGCUGCUGCAUCGUCUCUUUAGGUAGACAUGCAGCAAAGGGGCUUUUUUUUAUAUAUAUAAUAUAUACUUUCAGGCAAUUUUUAAGUGUGUUGUUGUUGUUGCACUAUUAAAAAAAAGAAUAAACAUCUAUUUUUG